AUGGCACAAGUGCUCAAGUGUGAAAAGCUCGGCCACAGUCACCUGCAGAGAGCAGGCGGGGCAGGUCUGAAGCUCAAACCCAAGCGGGUGGGAGCUGGUUUCCCGAAAGGCUCCUGCACGUUCCAGACAGCCCCUCAGCUGAUGGAGAAGACGCGGCUAAAGGAGCAAGACCCCCGGCCGGUGCAGGGAGGCGAGCAGGAGCCGCCCGGCCGGCCCCGUGGCCGCCAGGACGAGGACCGCGCCGAGCCCCUCCCCGGGCCCAGAGGAGAGGCCCCCGGGAGCGGUGCUCAUUGUGGGGCGCCCUCCCCGGAGAAGAAGGCAAAAGGCUCCUCUCGGGGCAGUCCUACCGCCAAGGCCCGGGUCGGCAAGAAGCGGCAGCUCCUGGCCGCAGCGGCCCUCAAGGACUCCCAGAACAUCGCCCGCUUCUUCUACCAGAGGACCGAGAGCUCUCCUCCGCUCACUUCAGCCCCAGGGGCCGAAGGUGCCAGCCCUUCCCGUGACGGGGCGCGAGGACCCCUGACGGCCCCAGAGAAGUGCUCAGGGGAGGAGGAUGGAGCCAUGGGACGUUUGGCUGCCCGCCCCCAGACCAAGGAGUGCUCCGAGGAGGGGCCGAGUGCCUGCCUGCUCAGAGACCAGAGGCCCCCAGAAGGCCAGCCCACCCCCACGAAGGAGGCACAGAGAGGCAAGCGGCCCAGACCCCAGCAGGAGAACCCAGAGAGCCAGGCUCAGAAGAGGCCAUGCCCCUCAGCCAAGGUCUCCAUCUCAGCUGAGACCACGGGCAGCGUCUCAGCCAGCCAUCAGGGCAGCUUGAACCCCCAAGGCUCCUGCCAGCCCUUGGCUCCUGGCAUCUCGCUGAAGGAGGCUGCGAACGUCGUGGUUAAGUGUCUGACCCCUUUCUACAAGGAGGGCAAGUUUGCGUCCAAGGAGCUGUUUAAAGCCUUCGCCCGCCACCUCUCCCACUCGCUGACCCAGAAUCCAUCUCCGGGAAGGAGCGUGAAGGAAGAGGCCCAGAACGUCAUCAAGCAGUUGUUCCACGGCCGAGCCCGGUGCGAGAGCGAAGCUGACUGGCACGGCCUGUGUGGCCCGCAGAGAUGACCGACAGCUGCCCGACGGGGCCGGUGUCCUCCCCGGACUCCACCGCGGCCCAGCCCGGGCCUCGCUCGGGAACGGGGAGGGUGGGCGGCCUGCUGCUGCUGCUGGGGCAUCGUCUGCUCUCAGGCUCUUCCCCCUUCCAGCCACGCCUUGCUUUGAAAAUGGGCCCGGACACCUCCCAAAUCAAGGUCAGAGGUCAGCCCGCCUUUCUCUUUGCUUGCGAAGCCUGAGGUCCUCUUUCUCCUAGCCUCCCUGCCUCCCCGGCCCUGGUGGCUGGGUUUUCUGGGCCAGAUCCGCAGAUCAGAAAAUGACAGGGUGGUGUGGCUGCCGCCAGAGGAACAGAAGGAAGGAAGGCCCCUCCACCUCUUGUACUUGGCACGUUUUAAGCCGGCGGCAAGGCCCAUCAUCAGUCCGAGGCCUUGGGGCCUCCUCAGAAAGAGCCCGGGCUGGCGCCAGGUCCGCCCCCACCGCCGUCUUCCCUCGCGAUGCCAGCCUCCAGCCCGGCCCAGGUGCAGAGCUCACGGGAAGGAGGGCAGCAGCCAGGCCCUGCUCCCUCUCGGCCCCUGGGCAGGAAGGCCCGGCGGGGCUUCGACAGUUGCCGGAGGAGUCGAGCCCUGUUGGUCCUUAUGCACACGCACACAGCCCUGUUCUCUCAGGAGGUUUAUUUCCUCAGCAGCUGCUGCUCCCAGGCCUGGGCUCAUGCUCAUGUCGGGCCAGGGCCCAGGUGGGCAUCUCCCCCAGGUGGGGCAACAUCAGACGCCCAAGCCGAGUUCCUGCAGCGCCCACCCCAGGCCCAGGCCCACCCCAGAGGGAGUCUCGUGACGCUCUCCCAGUUGAAGUCGCUAUAGCAGCCCCUCCCCGCGGGCCAGCUGGGCUGUGCUGCAGCGGGUUCCAGAACAGCCAAGCGGUGAAGUCCAGGCCAGACCGGCCUGACUGACAGCACCCAGAGGAGACCGUUGGGUGAGACUUGGGCCAGAGGGGCUUCCUGUCCUCGUCUCUGCCCCUCCCCCACUCCUCUUGGGGGAAGCCCGGCCUUAAAUGGAAGGAGAGUCGCGGUCCCGCAGGAAGGCGAUGGUGUGCUUCAGCUCCCGGGCCUGCGCGGGCACAGGCAUGUGAGGCCAGGGCCCCCGGCCAGCCCCCUGCCUCUGCCCCCAGCCCCACCACGCCGGAGCAGUGGGCAGAGGCCCGGGCCCAGGCUCCCGGGCACACCGGGCCUGGGUGAGGCGCUUGCCGCCUUCUCAGGGCGCACAGAGGCCACCCACCUGCGGCAGCUCAA
Physeter macrocephalus (sperm whale) is the source of this 2368-nucleotide messenger RNA. Its product is annotated as ATP-dependent DNA helicase Q5-like. The transcript is spliced from 6 exons. NCBI's taxonomy places the organism in Eukaryota, Metazoa, Chordata, Mammalia, Artiodactyla, Physeteridae. Bases 1 to 1095 code for a protein of 364 amino acids. The record is from RefSeq and is a predicted model, not a curated record.